Molecule: messenger RNA, 2513 nt
Organism: Brassica rapa (field mustard)
Lineage: Eukaryota; Viridiplantae; Streptophyta; Magnoliopsida; Brassicales; Brassicaceae
Source: RefSeq, a predicted model, not a curated record
UAAAAGUCUAAUUUUCCUAAAUUAAUGGAGAGUCUGACAAUCAUUAAAGCGACAUCCAAUUGAGAUUCUGUCUAAACUCUAAAUAGAAAUUUUAUUUAUUUAUUAUUUUUAAUGGAAAACUUGGUGGCCAAGUUCCUUGCUCUGUAUUUAUAGAACGAUUUAGGUGGGGAUAAUGUGAACAUCUCUCGAGUUACGGUUCUUUCUUCUUCUUCUUCUUUGUUUUGUUUCAUUUUAUUAUUGUUUAAAAUUCAUGUCUCUCCUUCUUGGCUACUCCCCGAAGCUCUUCAUUCGGAAACCUGUGUUGGUAAGAGCCUCUGGUGGCGGCUCAUCUUCCCUGGUGCAAACCCCUCCUUGUUUCAUCCUUGGCGCGGAUCCUUGUGGGGCAGAUCAUGUAUUACUCGAAUAUGCAUAUUCUAUGAAAAAUCAUCCUAGAUUGAGAAAAAAGGCGCCUGAGCAGCUAGUGUAUAACGAUGCAGAGGUAACAACAAUCGGGUCCUCUCAUGGCUGGGUAGCCUCUUUGAUGCAUGGCGUUGGCACUCUGCGUCUCCAUGAUGAUCUGAACCCGGUUGCAUCUGAUGCAAAUCCAAAACGCAUCUUGCUGCCUCCUCUUGUAACUGUGCCUCAUUGCCAAACCCAAAUCGUCACCAACGUGUCCUUGUCCUCACCAUCUCCAGAGGACGAAGAUUGUGUCGUGGCUGUCAAGUUCUUGGGACCCCAACUCAGCUACUGCAGACCCUCCUCUGCUCUAGGCAGCAAGUCCAAGUGGUUCAACAUCAGGAUCGCAAACCCUAGCUUCUUCUCCUCCCGUGUCAUGUUUUCCGAGAAACUUAACAUGUUUCGCAUACCUGGAGCUGGAGGCCAAAUCAUUGGGUCAUGGGAUCUCUGCAAAGACCAGCACACGCCCAAGAUUCUGGUGUUGCGAUAUCGUUACCUUCCCGAGCUGAGCGAAGCAGAACGUGAGGUUAUGGAUACCUGUUUCACCACCGAACACUUGGUGGAAUCACAAUCCACAGGUGAAACCUUUUUGGUCAAGUGUUUCAGACAGAGCGUGAACGGUGGUACCAGUUGGGAAACAAAAGCUGUAAUGGUGUUCAGGGUACUUCCCUUGGGAAAUGCAUUGUACACUCAAGACAUUGGAGAUCUCACCAUUUUCAUCUCAAAGUCUGAAGCAUUCUGUGUCCGUGCAAGCUCUUUUCCUGAUGUGAGACCUAACGAAGUCUAUAUCUUGGAGGACACCGAGAUUGCAUUUUUCAGGCUUGCUGAUUCUGACAUCUCAGGUCAUACGAAAAGAGUCGUGGCCCCUUACUUUAUUCCACCUCAAAAUAUAGAAUAUCAAGUUUGGGAUUGAGUUGAGUCUUGAGUCUGUCUUCUCUUUAAAAGCUUUCAGCCAUCAAAAUAUAAUCUGUUUUAGUUUACUCUAUGUUAAGACAAAAUUAAUUACUAUCUCAAUAACUUACAACGUACGCUUGUGUGAGUAGAUUCUUGAAAUAAAACUCUAGAAGAAGAAGAAGAAGAAGAUGAUGAUGAUGAUCAUCAUCAUAAGGUUGUGGGGUUUCUUAAAGUUUUUGCAACAAUAACAAGUUACAACCCUCUGUUAUUACCUGCUGCAGGAGAAUUGGGUGAUGAUGAUCUUGAUUUAUAGAAAAUGUUUGAAUGUUUGGCAGCGAUGAGUUUGCGGUAAUUUGAGGAGAGUCCAGUUUGAUCUUUGAUCAGUCUUUUUUUUCUCGGACAAGAGAAAACUGAUGCAACUCAAACAUGUCAAGCUUCUGUACUGAAUGGUAGGAGUUUAAGUUUAUAUUUUUCUAUUAGGUGGUUUUCUGGGUCACGGGCAAAAGUAAAAUUUUAAACUAUUUAUAAAUUACUAUUUUUUUAUUUUUUUAUUAUUCACUUGUUAAAAUUAAAAUCAAUAUUACAAAAUAAUCAUUUAUUAUUUGAAACUUUCAUGUUGGUAAAUAAUGUCUUAUAAUAGUAUAAUUUUUGGUUACUUAAUUUUUAUAAAAAAAUAUAUGUAACUUAUAUUCAUAUACUUUAUUUUCUUAGUUUCAAUGUUGCCUUUAUCUUCCAAACAAAGGUUUGAAAUUUUAAAAUACUGAACCAAAACUGAACAAAAACCAAAAUACCAAACUGAAAUGGAAUGAUGAGUAAUUGAAAAGAAUUUCUGAACAUAUUAUAUAUCUCUCGAACUAAAAUAUUGGAAUCAAACUGAGAGUCUAAUGGAUACCUGAAUUUGAAAAUAUAAAUUAUACAAUUACAAAUAUUAAACAUAUUCAAUUUCUCAAUAACUGAAUAUCCUAAAAAUACUAUUUGAAAACCUAAUUACCUAAAAACAAUUACUGAGUAUAUUUUUAUUCAAAAUAUUAAAAAAAUAUUUGAACUAUCUUAUAUUUUUAUCCAAAAAUUCUGAAAUAUCCGAUAUUUAAACUGAAAGAUCUAAAUCAAAAUUGAACUACCAAACUGUAAAAAAAAAAUCAAAAUGGAAAAGAAUUUCAUAAAUAACCGAACAUGUUAUAUAU